Heteronotia binoei (common prickly gecko) is the source of this 1552-nucleotide messenger RNA. RefSeq names its product CLOCK interacting pacemaker (gene CIPC). NCBI's taxonomy places the organism in Eukaryota, Metazoa, Chordata, Lepidosauria, Squamata, Gekkonidae. The coding region runs from base 479 to 1261 and encodes 260 amino acids. Gene Ontology annotation, biological process: negative regulation of DNA-templated transcription; negative regulation of circadian rhythm. Gene Ontology annotation, cellular component: nucleus. The record is from RefSeq and is a predicted model, not a curated record. The transcript is spliced from 6 exons.
GCGCAGGCGCGGGGGGGUGUGGCGGCGAGAGGGCGGUUGGGCUGAGAGACGCCGAAGUUCAGCAUCGCAGGUCGGAGCGGCACGGCCAGAUUUCUUCAUGUUCUCUUGCUCUUGUUCCAGCUGGUUCUAGCUGAGAGAAGUCAAGAUGUAGGUGUCUGCUUUCAGAAGGUUUGGUGCCACACUUAGCAAAGUAAUGGAAACAAAGAGACAGAGCCAUCCUUUUGGCAGCGCAACAGCUGAAUUGGAUAAGGAUUCUGGAUUCUCAGAUGGCAGCUUGGAUUACCUGAGUUCAGCAGAACCAGCCAAUUCAGAGGAUGCUCUGAGAGCUUCAUGGCACAGCCCAGCAGCUGCAUUUUCUCCUGUGGUGGUAAUGAAAAAUGCUAUAAUCAGACAGGUGGAUAACUGUAUUCCAGCAGGUUUCCUGUCCAGGGACUGAUUAGACCUUUGACCUGAUUAGCAUCAUCAAGGUGGCUGCAUCAUGUUCUUCAGGGUACAUCAUGGAGCUCUGUUCCCAAAGGAAGAAAACUCAUCACAGUUUCAGUCUUGGACUGCACAGCCUUUAUGGGAGACAAUUCCGACUCACCCACCGCUUGUGGUUCUCCAUCCACCCAUUCCUUCUGCUGUAACCCUUCAAGCAGCCAGGGAAAAGAAAGGUGACUCUUCUGAUCUCCUUUCCAUCUUGAACUCCUAUGCAAAGAUAGCUCUACAACCAUACAAAAGGGACCUGGAGGAUAGAGAAGAAACCAGUAGGCAAAAGCGUCUCUGUACCGGCAGGACAGACACAUCCCCAAACCAGGAUGUGCCAGGCCAAAAUGCAGCAGCGGUUCAUGGAUUUCAGCACGUCUCCAUUGCUAAGUCAAAGGCUUUGGGUUGUACCCCAGCAUCCUCCACGCCUGCUUCUCCUGCUUCACAAAGUCAAGCACGGGGUGUGGCGCAGCCUGUAUUGUGCAACCCGCUCGUGUUGAGGAAGGAACUCGGCAGCUCUUCAGGCCUGCCGUUGCAGCAGCCAAGCAAGAGUAAACAUUUUCAGAACACGUUGGUGCUGCAUAAGUCUGGACUGCUGGACAUCACACUGAAAACCAAGAAUCUGAUCAGUCAGAACCUAGUGACCCAGGUGGAACUGGACUGGCUGAAGCAGCAAACACAGCUGUUCAUGGAAGCACUUAAAAACAACGCUUCUCAGGCAUGGGCUGAACUAGAGGCAUCUCUAAGGCAAUCAAAUAAAGCCAUGAACAGCUUGUUGACUUCUCCAGGUAUCUAGUGCAAACCUUACUUGCAGUGUCUGUUGUGAUAAGAAAUACUAAAAAGCUAUUACUUGAAUGCCUCACAUCCUACUAGGGUUAUGAGCCUGCUUUCAGGUUGAUUUAUGAAGUAAGCUUCUCAUUGGCAGACUGACCCAUGUUGUAGGUGAUGAGUCUUACUCAGAAUCAGGGGGAGGAAGGCUUCAGCAACAGUUUAGCUUCAUGUAACAUUGUGUUCUUGCAGUGUGAACACAUUACUACCAGAAGGCAUCAAUAUGUUUGGUACUAGAAGGAAAGGUUAUUUAAAUAUC